Messenger RNA from Mesorhabditis spiculigera, 2181 nucleotides. Lineage: Eukaryota; Metazoa; Nematoda; Chromadorea; Rhabditida; Rhabditidae. The record is from the annotation of a GenBank genome assembly.
AUGUUGUUGUUCUUCUGCCCGCCCUUCCUCUUAGGCCUGUACCCCCGUUCGUGGACGAAAUACCGUAUCCCGGAAUACGGUGUCUCAAUCACCAUCCGACAGACAAGCCCCGUAUUCCCCAACAAUUAUCAGGAAACCUCGUACCCCGUCACUUCCUUCUCCUUUGAUGUCGACAAUGAUUCGGGUGUCGAGUACGAGAUCUCGCUGGCAUUCGUAUUCCGAAAUGGUACGGGACGACGGAAGGUCGAUCCGACGGCAAACUGUCACAGUGAACUCUUCCAGAAUGAUGAGAUCCACGGUGUCUCCCUCCACCAUACAAUCCAGGGAAUGCCCUGUGUCUAUGCAUUGGCCGCCAAAGCAAAGCCCUCAACCGUAAUCUCGCGUUGUCGUUCGUUCGAUCCGUGUGGAAAUGGUCUCUUUCUCUGGCAAUCUCUCGCCGAGACUGGCGAUCUGCCGGAUGAAGCCGACCUGCCCCACCCGCAUCAUCAAGCCGUUGGUGUGUGCCAUCGUUCUGUGCUCCCCCCGAAUUCCUCCUCUCCCUCGCUCUCUCAAAUGUCUCUCGCCUGGGAUAUGCCAACCGUCAGAUUCGGCAACGCUGCACGCCAGUAUAAACGACGCUACACGCGAUUCCUCGGCUCCGCCUGCGAGGCCUAUAUCGAACUAUGCUCCCAGGCGAUCAAUAAUGCCGAAAAAUGGGAACGGACCAUCGACGAGUGGCAAUCCCCUGUCAUCAACCACAAGACCCUCCCGGCGUGGUAUAAAUCGGCGCUAUUUAACGAGUUGUAUUAUAUGACGGAUGGAGGGACACUGUGGUUUGAAUAUGAUGACCAAUGGGCUAGACAGGAGCCUCAUCUCUCCGCCUACACGCGCCAAUUAAUGGGCGAAUACGGUCGUUUUGGUUAUUUGGAAUCAUGGGAAUACCGUAUGAUCACCACUUAUGAUGUCCAUUUCUACGCAUCAUUUGCCAUCGCUUCUCUAUGGCCACAAGUCGAAUUGGUCAUUCAGGCUGAAUUUUGCGACCAAGUGGAGCAUAGUAUCGAGACGGAAACCCGUUUUCAUAUGGAAGGAGAUAGAGGACCAUUGAAGACAAGGGAUCGAAUACCGCACGAUUUGGGAAAUCCUGCAGCGGACCCGUGGCUGUCAACAAAUGCAUAUGUAAUGCACGAUACGGGAAAAUGGAAGGAUUUGAAUCUGAAAUUCGUAUUGUUAUCGUGGAGAGAUUGGAUUGUAUUGGCUGAAAAGGAAAAGGAAUUCCUUCGACAUGUCUAUCCCGCUGUUAAGCGAAUCAUCAACGAUGCGCUGGAGAUGUGGGAUCAAGAUGGCGAUGGAAUGAUCGAGAAUUUCGGAAAAGCCGACCAAACAUAUGAUGCAUGGCAAAUGGAGGGCGUUAGUGCAUACUGUGGAUCUCUUUGGCUGGGUGCCCUUCGUGUGGCUGAGGAAAUGGCGGCAGAGAUUGAAGAUGAAGAAAUGAGGAUACGGUAUCACGAGACGCUUGCAAAAGCCAAGGAGGUGUUCAUCUCGAAGCUGUGGACGGGGGAAUAUUUCCGUUUUUGUGAGAGAUCUCGGAGUCGAGAAUCGAUAAUGGCCGAUCAAUUGUGUGGAAUAUGGUUCUUGAUGAGUUGCUCACCGGAUAUGGCUGCUGAGUUGAUCCCCCCAUCGAAGGUCCGCUCCUCCCUGUCGAAGAUCUAUUCGCAUAACGUCGUUCUAUUUGGUGGUGGUCGUAUGGGUGCUGUAAAUGGAAUGAGACCCGAUGGAUCGCUGGACAGAUCCUAUAUUCAGGCGGAUGAAAUGUGGACGGGUGUCACUUAUGCUGUCGCUGCCUUCAUGAUACAGCACGGUGAUGUCGAGCGAGGUCUGGCGACGGCUUUCGGUUGUUACGAUACUUGCUAUGAACGUUUCGGGCUACAGUUCCAGACCCCGGAGGCCAUCUACGAGAAACGUUUCUACCGUGCAAUCGGCUAUAUGCGUCCGCUGUCAAUCUGGUCGAUGCAAUGGGCAAUGGAAAGACAUUUGGGAAUGGAACACCCAAAUAUUAUGGCCCUCAAGGAGGAAGGAGAUGGAGCAGCCGAUGUACCGAGCCCGUCUCCCUCUUCAAAAAGUGUGCGUGACAGUUCAUCGGAGGGAUAUUUCAGCGAGGAAAAGGACGAGAAAACCGCCAAAAUCGCCAAACACGCAUCCGUC